Molecule: messenger RNA, 3087 nt
Organism: Nerophis ophidion (straightnose pipefish)
Lineage: Eukaryota; Metazoa; Chordata; Actinopteri; Syngnathiformes; Syngnathidae
Product: keratin-associated protein 16-1-like
Exons: 5
Coding region: 1-1443 (480 amino acids)
Molecular function (GO): DNA binding; POU domain binding
Source: RefSeq, a predicted model, not a curated record
AUGGUUCAUCUCCUCUUCAUUACGGGGGACGCGGCAUCCACACUGACUUCGGCUGCUCUUGUCCAAACAUCUAGCUUUCAUUUUCCUGCAGUGAUUUAUGAAAGAUGUGAAUAUUUUGAUGACAUACUUUUACCAAACUUCGGUGUUGGAAUUAAUUCUUUGUCGCUCUUUUCAUCAGCAGCACGCAGGCCAAGACCUUACCAGGGUGUGCGAGUCAAAGAUCCAGUCAAAGAGCUGCUGAGAAGGAAAAGAAUGAAAACUGUGGAAAUGAUUACCCACAACACCCAGUCAUCACACACACCAGUGGCCAGCCAUGACUGGCGGUCAUGUGACGCACACCUCAAAGGUGCACAGUGGACCUUGUCUCUACCUGCCAGCAUGACCACAUCCGAGCCUGCCGGACCAGUCUUCUCCACACCAGCCUGCUCCACACCAGUCUUCUCCACACCAGCCUGCUCCACAUCAGCCUUCUCCACACCAGUCUUCUCCACACCAGCCUGCUCCACACCAGUCUUCUCCACACCAGCCUGCUCCACACCAGUCUUCUCCACACCAGCCUGCUCCACACCAGUCUUCUCCACACCAGCCUGCUCCACAUCAGCCUUCUCCACACCAGUCUUCUCCACACCAGUCUUCUCCACACCAGCCUUCUCCACACCAGCUUUCUCCACACCUGCCUACUCCACACCUGCUUUGACCACACCAGCCUGCUCGACACCUGCUUUGUCGACACUAACCUGCUCCACACCUGUUUUCUCCACACCAGCCUGCUCCACACCUGUCUUCUCCACACCUGCUUUGUCCACACCAGCCUGCUCCACACCUGUCUUCUCCACACCUGCUUUGUCCACACCAGCCUGCUCCACACCUGCCUGCUCCACACCUGAUGACCAGCAGCAGUCCACUCAGCAUCACAUGACCUCAGCUGUUGCCAUGCCAACUGUGUGCCCCACCUGCACAAUCAUGACGCCACUGCUAGCUAAUUUUGGGACCUUACCUGCAUGCUCCCUUCCUCACCUGGAUCUCCCAGAACCAGGACUGGCUUACAUUCCGUGGUCUCAAGCCCUCACGCCGAGCUCAGGGGUCCAGAUAGUCCCAAGACCUGCGAGUCAAUCAGGGUCUUCGAUGGUCCACAUGCCUUUGUCCGUGUCUCUGUCCACUUGGAUCCCUCAACAAGACGUCCAAGGUCUAUAUCAUGAGUCCCGGAACCUGGAUACUCUGCAAUAUCCAGACCAAGUGGACCUCAAGACCCACAAUGAGGCGCUGGAUGAAUACCGAGGAGCAGAUUUGGAAGCUCCAAACCUUCUCGAUACAAUUCUGGAGGAUCAGAGAAGAGAUGAUCAAUUGAAGGCCAAGAAGUCAUACAGUACUUCAAUCUUUGUAACAAAUACUUGUGAUUUUCAGACCAAAUACUAUACAAUAUUUGGACCAACUACUUUGUAAUCUUAGGACCAAAUACUUUGUAAUCCUGAGACCAAAUACUUUGUAAUCUUCAGGCCAAAUACUAUACAAUCUUUCGACCAAAUACUUUGUAAUCUUCAGACCAAACACUUUGUAAUCUUUAGACCAAAUACUUUGCAAUCUUAAAAUCAAAUACUUUGUAAUUUUUUGACCUAAUACUUUGUAAUCUUCAGACCAAAUAUUUUUUUAUUUUUGGCCCAAAUAAAUUGUAAUCCUCAAAAUAAAUACUUUAUCAUCUUAAAACCAAAUACUUUCUAAUCUUCAGCCCAAACAAAUUGUAAUCCUCAGAACAAAUGCUUUGCAAUCUUUGGACCAAAAACUUUGUACUCUUCAGACCAAAUAUUUUGUCAUCUUUGGACCAAACACUUUGUAAUCUUUGGACCAAACACUUUGUAAUCCUGAGACCAAAUACUAUAAAAUCUUUCGACCAAAUACUUUGUAAUCUUCAGACCAAAUACUUUGUAGUCUUCAGACCAAAUUCUUUGUAGUCUUUAGACCAAAUACGUUAUCAUCUUCAGCCCAAAUACUAUACAAUCUUUCGACCAAAUACUUUGUAAUCUUCAGACCAAACACUUUGUAAUCUUUAGACCAAAUACUUUGCAAUCUUAAAAUCAAAUACUUUGUAAUCUUUUGACCUAAUACUUUGUAAACUUCAGACCAAAUACUUUGUAAUUUUUGGCCCAAAUAAGUUGUAAUCCUCAAAAUAAAUACUUUAUAAUCUUAAAACUAAAUACUUUGUCAUCUUCAGACCAAAUACUUUGUAAUCUUCAGCCCAAACAUAUUGUAAUCCUCAGAACAAAUGCUUUGCAAUCUUUGGACCAAACACUUUGUACUCUUCAGACCAAAUACUUUGUAAUAUUGACAACAAAUACUUUUUUAAUCUUCAGACCAAAUACUUUGUAAUCUUCAGAAAAAAUACUUUGAAAUCUUAAAACCAAAUACUUUGAAAUCUUCAGAAAAAAUACUUUGAAAUCUUAAGACCAAAUACUUUGUAAUCUUCAGACCAAAUACUUGGAAAUCUUCACCAAAUACUUUGUAAUCUUUAGACCAAAUACCUUGUAAUCUUUUGACCAAAUACUUUGUAAAUUUCAGACCAAACUAUUUAGAUUUUUUGGCCCAAACACUUUGUAGUAUUUGAGAAAAAUACUUGACAAUCUUUGUUUUUAAGAGAUUGCUUAUCUAAUGAUCACAAAGCUGUUCAAUCUGCAAAAACCCAAUACAUGUCCAGCCCGGUGCCUGAUUAUAGUCCCAGACCACAGGUUCUCUUGAAUCUUUUCCUUAGGAUUAUUGAUUGAAUCCACUGGAGUCUCUUUAUGUGAUCAGUGUUCCUCCUUUUUAUUGACACUUGUCGAUCUGGAACUACUUUUUAUUUGGAGUCAAAUCCGUCUGGUGAUUCUGUGCUCAGCUGUUCUUCAAGAUUUUAGACCUUUAUUGCCGUCUGAGUUCUCUAAAAUAGUCCAAAGCGUAAAAAACACUGUUCUCCCUCCUGCAAGUCUCAUCAGAGAUGUGAUUGACACUGUUUUCAUUCUAGAAUUGAUCAAUGUCUCUGUUUUCUUCUGGUUGUGUUCCAAGCACAUGGAAACACUCUCUUCAAAUAAAACACAACCUCUGUCCUGGCGAACUGCA